Trypanosoma conorhini is the source of this 819-nucleotide messenger RNA. RefSeq lists its product as uncharacterized. The coding region runs from base 1 to 819 and encodes 272 amino acids. The transcript has a single exon. Lineage: Eukaryota; Euglenozoa; Kinetoplastea; Trypanosomatida; Trypanosomatidae. The record is from RefSeq and is a predicted model, not a curated record.
AUGUUGCAAGGCCACGUGUUUGUCGCUGCGCCGGAUGUGCCGCAGGAUGUGCGGUCGCUGGUCGCCGCGUGCGGCGGCCGUGUGGUGGCCUCGCUGGAGGCGUCCGUCACCCUCGGCCUGGUGGUGCGUGGGGGGGCGGCGAGGCUCGACUGCGCGGCCCAGCUGCGCGGCCUGCGCAUUCCGAUCUUGCGCUCCAGCUGGGUGCGGGCGAGUGCGGCUGCAGGACGCCUGCUGCCUAUGAAGCACCCGCACGCAGAGCACGACCCGGCGCUGUUUGAGUCGCUCCGCUUCACGACGACGAUGUUUCCGGGCGACGCGAGGGAGCGCGUGGUGGCGGCGAUCCAGUUCUUCGGCGGAACCUACUCCCCGGACCUGAGCAGCGCGACGGACAUCCUCCUCUACGGCGAGUGGGGACGAACGGCGGGGGACGCCGCGGAGAAGACCGCGCGGAGCCUCAAGUGGCGCUGUGCGUGGGAGUGGGCGAUCCCGCGUGUCCAUGUCGCGUGGCUGCAGGAAUGCAUCUCCACCGGGCAACGCUGCGCGCUGCCGCAGUUCUCCUCCACCACAGCUUUGCCAGCGCCGCCGCCACCAGCGGCGGCGGCGGCAGCAGCAGCAGCAGCAGCAAGCAAUUGGGAUGAAGAUGCGAGCAGCUGUGGCUCUGCGCAUGAGGCCGCGGGCAAAAAGCGCGCUUCUUUUUCCCCUAUUCAACGCCAGAAGCGCCCUCGUAUCGAUGCCGCAGACUCCGCUUGUGGUGCAAGGAAGCCAACCGUUUCACAUGUUUCCCUGAGUCAACUGUGCGAGCGUGUUCUUGAGGGGUAG